AUGCUGGUCAGCGUGGAGGGAUGCUCCUCGCCCAGCUUCGUCUUGCGAGUCUCCACCACCUGCACUUCCAACUGCUCGGCCACUUCCCGCCGGCCCCUAAUUUCGAGUGGCCUUACUCGUCAGCGCGAAGGGAUCGUUCUCGCCAAAUUUUGUCUUCUCUAUCUCCACCACCUGGGCGUCAACUCUCCCGGCCUGUUCCCGUCGGCUUUCGUUAUGAAGAACUCUGCCAUGAUGGGCCAGAUGAAGCAAUUUCUCAUUCUCACCCUUUCUGUUCCUUGA
This is a messenger RNA of Penicillium maclennaniae, 279 nucleotides long. RefSeq lists its product as uncharacterized. Lineage: Eukaryota; Fungi; Ascomycota; Eurotiomycetes; Eurotiales; Aspergillaceae. The coding region runs from base 1 to 279 and encodes 92 amino acids. The transcript has 2 exons. The record is from RefSeq and is a predicted model, not a curated record.